This is a messenger RNA of Plodia interpunctella (Indianmeal moth), 1169 nucleotides long. RefSeq names its product thoc6 (gene thoc6). Gene Ontology annotation, cellular component: THO complex; transcription export complex. The transcript has 5 exons. Gene Ontology annotation, molecular function: protein binding. NCBI's taxonomy places the organism in Eukaryota, Metazoa, Arthropoda, Insecta, Lepidoptera, Pyralidae. The record is from RefSeq and is a predicted model, not a curated record. Gene Ontology annotation, biological process: mRNA export from nucleus. The coding region runs from base 125 to 1102 and encodes 325 amino acids.
UACGAAUGAAGAUUUGAUUUGUUAAUGUCAAAUUUGAUUGAUAAUUAAAUCAGAGUGUCAGAGUUUGCUUUGCUUUAGUGCAUAGUGUUAUUAUUUUACAAGUGUUCAAAAAAGCUAGCUAAACAUGCUGGAUAAAAUAUUAUACAAUACAGUUCUGUGUCAGACGUUCUCCCCUUGUGGAAAAUAUUUGGUAGCCGGUAAUAUUUAUGGACAAAUGGCAAUAUUUGAUCUCGAUCGUAUAUUGAAUCCAGUCGUUGAAUUGCUCACAUCAGACUACAAUAAAGCAAAGUAUAUUCAUUCCUUAGGUAGUAAAGAUCAGGUUUGCAGUUUAGCUAGUACUGAAAAGUUUCUGAUUGUUGGCACUGUUAACGAAAUCUCUGGAUGGGAUUGGAAAGGAGUAUUAAGUGCGAAAUUGAGCAAACCUUCAUGGGUUAUGAAGACACCAUCAAAUUCUCGUUUAGAAAAAAAUGAUGUGAAUAGUCUAUGGCUUCCUGAAGAUGAGAGCAAGCUAUAUGCUGGCUGUGGUGACAAUAACUUAUAUAUUUUUAACUUGGAAGAUGGUAAACUAGUGUCUACUUUGGAAGGACACACUGACUACAUACAUUCAGUCCACGGAAACAAUGAUCAAAUAGUAACAGCGGGUGAAGACGGCUGCGUAUUGCUUUGGGACCCGAGGACCCGCCGGAGUCACAACAAGUUGGAGCCCCACAGCAAUAACAAAGUCAGUCGACCAGACGUUGGCAAAUGGAUAGGAUCUGUUGCACUUGGUGAUGACUGGAUUGUGUGUGGAGGUGGCCCAAGACUUGCUCUAUGGCACGUCAGAUCCCUGGAUGCUGUGUCAGUAUUCGACAUUCCCGACCAUGGCAUCCAUGUUUCUUACUUCCACAACGACUGCAUUAUUGCAGGAGGAGCAGCAAAACAUGUAUACCAACUCAGUUACUCUGGAGAAGUGAAGGUGGAACUACCAGUCUCGGCCACAACAGUAUACUCUGUAGCAUUACGUACAAACCCGAACAAAAUAUUGGCUAUUGCUGGAUCCAGUCCAGAAAUUGACCUGUGUACUACAUUCAAUUACAGAGACCUAGUGUUACAUUUUCGGUAAGCUUUCAGAACAUAUUCUUAGGGUAAUGAUAAGUUUUUGAAAUAAAAUGAUUGAACAAACAUAAAAA